Molecule: messenger RNA, 1091 nt
Organism: Culicoides brevitarsis
Lineage: Eukaryota; Metazoa; Arthropoda; Insecta; Diptera; Ceratopogonidae
Product: phosphotriesterase-related protein
Exons: 1
Coding region: 22-1059 (345 amino acids)
Biological process (GO): catabolic process
Molecular function (GO): zinc ion binding
Source: RefSeq, a predicted model, not a curated record
UUCGUACAGAACAGUCAAAAAAUGUCAAUUCAAACAGUUCUCGGUCGAAUUCCAGCUCAAGACUUUGGAAUAAUUCUCCCGCACGAACACCUGGCUCUCGAUUACUCUCAUUUUCAUUUCGAGCCGCCAUUGAAAGAUCUUUCUGAACUGAUCGCUGGACCAAUUUCCCUCCAAAAUGUUGGUUUUGUUCGCCAAUAUCCGUACGCGAGUAAGUUCAACUUGAACUUUGCCGAUAACGAAAGUCUCAAAGGUGUCAAGAGAGACCUUGAACUCUUCAAGAAGUUCGGCGGAUCAGCAAUUGUUGAAAAUUCGAGUAUUGGACUUCGGACUAACUUGGAUUUGAAAGCUUUGUCAAAGGAAGCUGGAGUUCAUAUCGUAGCUGGAGCUGGGCAUUAUCUGGGUCAAACGCAGCCCUCAAGUGUUUUAGAAAUGUCUACUGAAGCUUUGUACGAAUCGAUUUUGAAUGACUUUCAAAACUUGAGUUGCGGAGUGAUCGCGGAAGUAGCUUCUGACUACCCGAUCUCCAACUUUGAGAAAAAUACGAUAAAAGCUACUGCAGAAGCUCAACAACAACUCAAAUGUGGAGUGGGAUUCCAUCCCGGUAGACAUUUAGAAGCUCCCUUUGAAAUCGUGAGACUUUACUUGGAAGCUGGGGGCGAUGCGAAAAAAUGUUCAAUGUCGCAUUUGGAUCGAACUCUCCUGAGAAAUGAGGAAACUUUAUUCGAAUUUGCCAAGUUGGGAGUUUAUCUGCAAUUCGAUUUGUUUGGAACGGAAUGUUCUUAUUAUCAGUUGAAUCCGACUUUUGACAUGCCUUCCGAUGGAGAUCGCAUCAACAUGUUAAUGAAACUCGUAGCUGAAGGAUAUGAAAAGCGAGUUUUGAUGUCGCAUGAUAUCCAUACGAAACAUCGACUCACAAGCUUUGGAGGGCACGGAUAUCAUCACAUCAUAACGAACGUCUUGCCAAGAAUGAAGGCGAAAGGAUUGUCGCAAGAAAUGAUCGAUACAAUUUCGCGGGAGAAUCCAAAGCAAUGGUUAUUGAUUGAAAAUGUUCAAGAAUAGAAAAAAAAAUAAAAAUUUAUCAAAAAGAAAAA